This is a messenger RNA of Paralichthys olivaceus (Japanese flounder), 1173 nucleotides long. It is a transcript of the gene tipin, whose product is annotated as timeless interacting protein. Gene Ontology annotation, biological process: replication fork processing; DNA replication checkpoint signaling; replication fork arrest. Lineage: Eukaryota; Metazoa; Chordata; Actinopteri; Pleuronectiformes; Paralichthyidae. The record is from RefSeq and is a predicted model, not a curated record. Gene Ontology annotation, cellular component: replication fork protection complex; nucleus. Gene Ontology annotation, molecular function: DNA binding.
UGCACUUUACUUUGAAAGAGAUCCAGCUGUGUACCGGAAGAGGACACCCUGCAGGUUCCUGUCUCAGCAGCUCGUGACCGGAGUUUCUCACCAUGAUUGACCCGGAGCAAAAUGGCCGGAGCGACGCUUCUAACUUCCGCAGCACACAGGAUGAAGCGUUCCCUCCCCUCCCCCCGCCUCACUCCCCGGGACAGGGGGGACAAGAUGACAGAGACCACUCUGGAAAUGAAGAGGAUGAAGAAGGAAACGUGUCCAAGCUGGCUGAGGUUCCUGCUGCCAAGAGGAAAGGAGUGAAGAGGCCGCAGCCCAAACUGGAUUCUAACAGGCUGAUCUCAGAGAGAGGACUCCCAGCUCUGAGAACGAUGUUUGACGACGUCCACUUCAGAGGCAAAGGACACGAGGCUGCUGAUCUGCGGCUGCUGAUGCAGAAGAUGGAGAACUGGGCUCACAGGUUGUUUCCCAAACUGCAGUUUGAAGACUUUAUUGACAAAGUGGAGAAACUGGGCACCAAGAAAGAAGUGCAGACUUGUCUCAAACGGAUUCGACUGGACAUGCCGCUGACACACGAAGACUUUGGGAACGAGGGUGAAGAGGCAGAAGCUAAACUGGAAACCCUUGAAGAUCCUGAUCCAUUUAGUGGAGCGCGUUUCACUAACGAAGCCCAAAGACCAGUCCACUCUACCCCCGCUCCAGCUGCUGCUCCUCCUCCGGCUGCCCCCUCCCUCACCGAGGAGCAGCAGCGACGCAUGGAGCUGAACCGACAGCGAGCUCUGGAGAGGAGGCUCGCCCGCCACAACCAGCAGCAGGAAGCAGACUCCACUGACUCUCAGGCCGUCGGCACACCAGCAGACGAACCCCCAUCUGUCUCUUCUGAAGAUGUCCUCAACGGAUCUGACGACCGGGGCAACGGAGACGAGGACGCGACGGAGCAUUUAGAGGUGGAGCCACACGGCAGCGGCACGCAACCACCCAGCCAGGCUCCACCCACAGAGUCCGAAGCUUCAGCUGAGUCCAGUCAGCAGGAGGACGAGACCCGACAGCGUCCAGACAGCAACGAGUGUGAGGACAGAGAUUAAUGCUCAGACACGUUACCUGUGAGGCAACGAGGUGUGUGUCUGUUUGUGUCUCUGUGUGUGUGUGUGUCUGUGUCUCUGUGUGUGUGUGUGUGUGUGU